AUGGGCUUCUCAGACGGCAGGAACAGGGGCAAGGGUCCUGCAGCAAGGGAGAACAGAAACUCCUCUCUUGCGGCUUUAGACGGUGCUGAGACUCUGCAGCAGCAGGCUGAGAGGAAGAGCGGCGGGGCGGCCAUUCCCGGCUUACAGCAGGCAGCGGCUGCCUUUAAGGAGUGUGUGAGGCUAGCGAAGGACGAGCCAUUGCCCGCAGGCAGGCUUCUUGAUGCCUACUUUGGGCUGGGUGAGAGCAUGCAGAGGUUGGCAGAGUGUAUCCUGGAGGCAUGCUCGGCCCUGCCUGACUCGCAGCUGUCAGCAGCUGUGGAGGCAGACGCUCGCAGCAACGCCAAAAUUCUCUUCAGGCAGAGCGUGGAUGCCUACAAGAAGGUGAAGGCCGAAGACGGGAGGGUGCGUGUGGACGCAUGUGUGAACGCUGCGAAUGUGCUGGCGGCCUGGGCUGACGUGGAGGAAGCUACCGGCGACCUGGCAGCUGCCACGCAGCUGCUCAUCUCUUCCGUGGAAGGCUACCAGAGAUCCCUUGAACAGGAGGAGGAUGCUGCAACGUGGAGCAAUCUAGCGGACACGCUGGUGAAGCGUGCAGAGCUUCUCGCGGCUGACGGGGAUGCUGAGUCAUGCGUGGGCUCGGUGUAUGGGGAGGCCAUGGCGGCUUAUGCGAAGGCAUGCUCGCUGUGCUCCAGCGAGGAUGGAGAUGACCUGCCGGGCCUGCUGCACAACUGGGGCGUGGGCCUGCACUCGCUCGGCACACACGCCAAGAAUCCAGCGCUGGCAGCUUCCUCCCUGGCAGAAGCCGCCGCGCGGCUGCGGGAGAGCUGCGCGUUCAACCGGGGGGACCCGCAGCCGCACAACGCCCUCGGAGACGUGCUCGCAGCCGCCGCGGAAGCUUCCUCCGACGCCAUGGAGGCGCUCGGCUGCUACAAUGCUGCGCUGGACGAGGGCUACUCCGCUGCAUUGCGCGUAAACGGCCACGACCCGGACGGCCUCGUUGGUACCGCAGAGGUGAACACAGCUCUAGGCAAGCUGGCAGAGCAGACAGGCAACCGGGAGGUGGCUGCGCAGAGGUUCAGCGAGGCGCUCAGGGCAUAUGUAAUCGUGCUGCAGCGGCCAGAAGCAAUAGGAGGUCUGCGAGAACGCAGUGAUGCGCUGACCUGUGGGGCUAUUCCUGGGCAUGAAGUCGCAGCAGCACAGCAGCAGAUAGCAGGCACCCUUGCUGGGCUUCUGUCACUUGGCACAGCCACAAAGGAGCAGUUUGCCGGGGACGCCGAUUUCAGUGGCGUCAGGGAACAGCCCUGGUUUGUGGCUCUGGUGCAGUAA
Messenger RNA from Coccomyxa subellipsoidea C-169, 1326 nucleotides. RefSeq lists its product as hypothetical. The coding region runs from base 1 to 1326 and encodes 441 amino acids. Gene Ontology annotation, molecular function: protein binding. NCBI's taxonomy places the organism in Eukaryota, Viridiplantae, Chlorophyta, Trebouxiophyceae, Coccomyxaceae. The transcript is spliced from 9 exons. The record is from RefSeq and is a predicted model, not a curated record.